AGCUGUGAACCUUGCUCCUUCAGCUCCUCCCUCGAGAGAAUGCCUUCUGCUCCCAACGAUUUUAAAGCCUGGUCUGUUUGAUUCCUCUGGCAAUCAAUUACCUCUUCAGCUUUCAGCUUCCGACUGUCAGCCUUCCACCACUGGAGGAGGGGCUUGGUGCCUAGAAUCCGAGGCAUGAACUACGCACGGUUCCUCACGGCCACGAGCGCGGCCAGAAAAGCUUGUGCCAUCCGAGUCGUGGCUGACAUCAUGGAAAAGGCACCGAAAUCUCUCAUCCCCUUGGCUACGGGAGCACCGAAUCCGGACACGUUCCCUUUCAAGACUGCUGUCAUCACCAUAGAAGACGGACAGACCAUCCAAUUGAACGAGCAGAUGAUGAAGACAGCGCUUCAGUAUUCUCAGAGCGCUGGAAUCCCAGAGCUGCUAUCCUGGCUAAAACAGUUACAAGUACACCUGCAUAACCCUCCCACCAUCCACUACCCAUCCAGCGAAGGACAAAUGGACAUAUGUGUCAUGAGUGGCAGCCAAGAAGGCCUCUGUAAGGUGUUUGAAAUGAUCAUUAAUCCCGGAGAUAAUAUCCUCGUAAAUGAACCGAUUUAUGCAGGAACAAUUCAUGCUCUGCAACCACUGGGCUGCAACAUUAUUAACGUUGCCAGUGAUGAAUACGGAAUUAUUCCAAACUCCCUCCGUGAAAUACUUUCCAAAUGGAAACCAGAAGAUUCAAAGAACCCUGAGAAAAACACCCCCAAAUUUCUGUAUACCAUCCCAAAUGGCAACAACCCUACUGGACACUCACUAACAAGCAACCGCAAAAAGGAAAUCUAUGAGCUGGCAAGAAAAUACGACUUCCUCAUAGUAGAAGACGAUCCCUACUACUUUCUGCAGUUCAACAAGCCCUGGGAGCCGACGUUUCUUUCCAUGGAUGUUGAUGGGCGUGUCAUCAGAGCUGACUCCUUUUCCAAGGUCCUCUCCUCUGGGCUGAGAAUAGGGUUUAUAACUGGCCCAAAGUUCCUGAUCGAGAGACUUGUUCUACACACACAAGUUUCAACACUGCACCCCAGCACUUUCUCCCAGGUCCUGGUGUCACAGCUUCUCCACCAGUGGGGACAGGAGGGCUUCCUGGCUCAUGUAGAAAGGGUUACUGAUUUCUACAGGAAGCAGAAGGAUGCUUUAUUGGCGGCUGCAGACAAGUGGUUACGUGGUUUGGCAGAAUGGCAUGUUCCGACUGCGGGAUUGUUUUUAUGGAUUAAAAUUAAGGGUAUUGACGAUGCAAGAAAACUGACUGAAAAGAAAGCCCUUAAAAAAGAGGUAUUACUGGUUCCUGGAUGUGGUUUUUAUGUUGAUGACUCAGCUCCCAGCCCCUACUUCAGAGCAUCCUUCUCCUUGGCCUCUCCAGAACAGAUGGAUGUGGCCUUCCAGAGAUUAGCCCAGCUCAUAAAAGAAUCUUUAUGAAGAAAUUAAACUUCAUAGGACUCACGGUUUUCAGAUAAAUUCUUUCUAUGUUUUAGCAGGAAGAAAUGAUCCUCGCUAUUAAACAGACUAGAUUUCAUCAAACAAGCUGCAUCUGUGGUAAUUUAACUGGACAACAUGUAAAGUGCCUUUAAACCUAUCAGAUCGCCAAAAUGUAUUUAAAAUCCACUUACACUUUUUAAUAAAUUUUCAACCCACAAAAAAAAAAUUUAUCCUAGAUUUCUGUAACUGCAUUGUAAUUUCUCAUAGAUUUUCUUUGAAACUGACAUUUCAUAGUAAAUGAUUUGUAAGCAAGCCAUUAAGUCCAAAAAUAGCAUAUAAAAUGUGAACUUUUUCUAUUUUUAAGAAAAUGUCAUAAAAUUUUGUUGCAAAAAUUGUUAAAUUUGACCAUUAUGCACAACUUUCAGUUAGAGUAUCACAGACCUUGUGUUAUGCCACAGAAAUCCGUUUAAAAUAAAACUCUGAGACUAGGCACAGCCA
Molecule: messenger RNA, 1950 nt
Organism: Camelus dromedarius (Arabian camel)
Lineage: Eukaryota; Metazoa; Chordata; Mammalia; Artiodactyla; Camelidae
Gene: AADAT
Product: aminoadipate aminotransferase
Exons: 14
Coding region: 175-1452 (425 amino acids)
Biological process (GO): biosynthetic process
Molecular function (GO): L-kynurenine:2-oxoglutarate transaminase activity; pyridoxal phosphate binding
Source: RefSeq, a predicted model, not a curated record